AUAUGCCAAUAUGGGUUUUAAUUGGCUAUGGAAUUUUUUGCCUUAUUGGUGGGCAGGCAGAUACAAAAAAGGUAUAGAUAGAACAUAAGGGUUUCUGUGGUGUGAGCAUAAAGAGGGUCAGAUAUUUAUCAACGAUCGAAAGGUCCUCUGCGUUUAUUCUCUUUGAAUCUUCCUAGGGUUUCUGAACUUUCCCCCAUGUUUGAUUCCUCCCGUUUCCUUCGUUUUCAAAAAUUUUCCUGGGGUUUCUAGGUGGUUUGUUUGUUUUCCUAGAAAAUCUGGGUUUUCUCUAGUGAUUUUGAUCGUGGUUUUUUCUUUGUAACUUUGAAAGUUGAAACAUCUCUAGGGAUUUUGGGUUGUCACUAUUGUUGUCUUCAAUUUUUGACAUUUUUCUGUGCUAAGAUUGAAACUUGUUUGCUUUCCUAGAAAAUUUGGCUCAGUUUCUUUCUGGGUUUUCCUUCUUGUCGUCUAUAAAACUAUCCAUAGAGUUCUGGGUUGCCAUUUUUCUUCACUAAGGCCUAAACUUUCUUAUGUAUGGUAGUACCUAGAUACUUCAUAGCUGCUGAAUAUAUAUCAAGGGCUUUUGGUGAAUCUUGAAGAUGGUGAGGGGGAAAAUUGAGAUGAAGAAGAUCGAGAAUGUCACAAGCCGGCAAGUGACCUUCUCCAAGCGUCGAAAUGGGCUGCUGAAGAAAGCUUUUGAGCUAUCUGUUCUUUGUGAUGCAGAAGUUGCAGUCAUUGUUUUCUCACAGAAAGGAAGACUUUAUGAGUUCUCAAGCUCCGACAUGCAAAAGACCAUAGAACGAUACUCUAAGCAUAGAAAAGAAGUUCCAACUCGCAUGCCUGAAAUGAAAGAAUACAUGCAGCACAUGAGGCUUGAAACGGAAAACAUGGCAAAGAAGAUUGAGUCCCUGGAGGUUUCUAGAAGGAAGCUGCUAGGUCAUGGAUUGGAUUCAUGUAGCAUUGAGGAACUUCAAGAGAUUGAUAGUCAACUAGGACAAAGCUUAAGAAAAAUCAGGGCAAGAAAGGUCUGUAAGCAUUAUGUAAAAUCUAGUUUUAUACUUCUAUUGUUGAGUCAGGCAUGUAUUACAAAUCUAGUUUUCAUCCGCAAUUGCUUCCUCCUUAGGUCAUAGAUAGGGCUUCGACCCACAUCUCUUUAACCUUUAUACAGUCCAAGAUCUCUCUCUUCUAAUCAAUGUGGGAUUGGAGUCUUGCAUCCUAUCUAUUCCCCUAUAAGGAGCUUGGCCUUGACAUUCCUUUUCUUAUUGCAUCGAAGUUUCUUCAA
Rubroshorea leprosula is the source of this 1279-nucleotide messenger RNA. The record is from the annotation of a GenBank genome assembly. NCBI's taxonomy places the organism in Eukaryota, Viridiplantae, Streptophyta, Magnoliopsida, Malvales, Dipterocarpaceae.